UCUGUGACGUGUAUCAGCGGGGUGUCCCGGACGGUGCCUGAAGGCCCCCGAGAAAUAAAUACACCAGGUCCUUCGCUCCGGACUCACGCCGUGUGGACUGAGGCGGAUCCCGGGACGCAUCCAGUCCGAGUCGGGGUGAUGUUGGUGGGGUCCGUGUCCCCCGCCCGGUCGUCUCCGUCCUCUCUGGGUCGAUACCGUUAAUCUCCGUUAUUCGUCGAGCGGUUGUUGUUGUUUUCCUCUCGGCCGCCGUCACUAGCGUUAGCAUUAGCUUUAGCAUUACACGAGCUAACGGACUAACCCCGAGACACACGGAGCGCUCGUGUGGAUUCCAGUGGAGUCGAUAAACGGGGGGCGUUGAUGAGCAGUGAUGUCUGGCAUCGCUCUGAGCAGACUGUCCCAGGAGAGGAAGGCCUGGAGGAAAGACCACCCGUUUGGCUUUGUUGCCGUGCCGACCAAGAAUCCAGAUGGAACCAUGAACCUGAUGAACUGGGAGUGUGCCAUCCCCGGAAAGAAAGGUACUCUGUGGGAGGGAGGACUCUACAAACUGAGGAUGCUGUUCAAAGACGACUACCCGUCCUCCCCACCCAAAUGUAAAUUUGAGCCUCCCAUCUUCCACCCCAACGUUUACCCCUCAGGGACCGUGUGUCUGUCCAUCCUGGAGGAGGACAAGGACUGGAGACCAGCCAUCACCAUCAAACAGAUCUUGCUGGGGAUCCAGGAGCUGCUGAACGAGCCGAACAUCCAGGACCCGGCUCAGGCUGAAGCCUACACCAUCUACUGUCAGAACAGGAUGGACUAUGAGAAGCGGGUCCGAGCUCAGGCCAAGAAGUUUGCCCCCACAUAGACCAUAGACCUGGUCCCAGAGGAACCAGGUCCCAGGGUCCCCCCUCCUCACCCCCUCACCCCCCGGGGAGGACUCCGAGUUCCUUCUUCAUCCAUUCAUCUGUCAGCUGAUAAUGAAAUAAUAACGGGAUCCAGAUCUGAUCUUAGAUCCAUAAACAGAUCUUCAUCCUGGAGGGGGGAGGAGGGGGGAGGAGGGGGGGGAGGGGGGCUGGAGUCCUCUGUGGACGUACGCGUGCAUGUAAAUAAUAUAAAUAGGGGAAGUUGUGGAGGUUUUUUUCUAUUGUUGGUGUUAAAGAAAAAUAAACAGAUUGAGAUGUGAAA
Messenger RNA from Mugil cephalus (flathead mullet), 1164 nucleotides. Its product is annotated as SUMO-conjugating enzyme UBC9-like. NCBI's taxonomy places the organism in Eukaryota, Metazoa, Chordata, Actinopteri, Mugiliformes, Mugilidae. The coding region runs from base 368 to 844 and encodes 158 amino acids. Gene Ontology annotation, cellular component: nucleus. Gene Ontology annotation, biological process: protein sumoylation. The record is from RefSeq and is a predicted model, not a curated record. The transcript has 7 exons. Gene Ontology annotation, molecular function: SUMO conjugating enzyme activity.